CGUAUACGAUUAUCAAUACCGAAUUUCCCCACUCUUCUGUAAUACCUCUAGGUUUAGAUACUGGUGCGAGCUUGACAGAGUGUCCACAACAAGGACUAAAAUUCUCGCGAAGCAUUUGGUUUAGAGAGAAAGAGAAAGGGGAAAGCAGCCAUGACAGAUUAUGCGCAGGAGCAAGAGAUGGAAAUUGAAGCUUUGGAAGCCAUCCUUAUGGAUGAGUUCAAGGAAAUUCAUCCUAGUGAAAGUGGACUAAACACUUCUAACCGAUGUUUCCAGAUAACACUCUCUCCUCAGGAAGAUGAUGCCGAUGCAUCUACAGCAAUGCCAGUUCGGUUGGCUUUGAUUUUCUCACACACAGAGAAAUAUCCUGAUGAGCCACCACUUCUGAAUGUGAAAAGUUUAAAAGGAAUCCAAGUCACAGAUCUCAAGGUUUUGAAAGAAAAACUAGAGGAAGAGGCAUCAGAAAACCUUGGUAUGUCAAUGGUCUAUACACUAGUGUCAUCGGCUAAAGAUUGGUUGAUUGAAUUAUUUGAAGAAGACGAUGGUAGUAACACUGAUAAUGAUGAAACUGCUAAAGAUGAUAUAAUUAUACCUCAUGGAGAGCCUGUUACUAUGGAAACGUUUCUGGCAUGGAGAGAGAGAUAUGAAGCAGAAUUAGCGCUAGAAAAAGCCAAGUUGAUGCCUGAAUCAGCACUCUCUUCAACAAAGGAAAAGAAGCUCAGUGGAAGACAUUGGUUUGAAAGUGGAAGGGCUUCCACGAAAGGGUCAGCUCCCAUUACUGGAGAUUCUGAGGAUGAAGAUGAAGAAGACAUUGACUUUGAUGAUGAAGAUUUCGAAGAUGAUGAAGAUGAUAUGCUUGACCAUUACUUGGCUGAGAAACCAGAUUCAUCUACACAUUCUUCCAGCAUAGGCAUUUGAAAGGGGAGCUGAAAUGGCAAUCAGAAGGCCCUGCAAUUAAUAUUAUUUAUAUCCAAUCUCCCAUAGUGAUGUGAUAGAGAGGGGAAAAGCUUUUUGUCGAGACGGUUUUUGUAUAAUAUUGAGGGCGUAAUGAAAUUUUCAUUGGAAUUGUUGUUUGUUUAGACAUUGUGCUAAGUUCAAAUAAGUUAAGUUAGACUUGAAUUUUUUUUGUUGUAUUGAUGAUUGAAGUUUGGAAAUGAAAACAGCAUUUUAA
Molecule: messenger RNA, 1168 nt
Organism: Impatiens glandulifera
Lineage: Eukaryota; Viridiplantae; Streptophyta; Magnoliopsida; Ericales; Balsaminaceae
Product: RWD domain-containing protein 1
Exons: 11
Coding region: 151-915 (254 amino acids)
Biological process (GO): cytoplasmic translation
Molecular function (GO): protein binding
Source: RefSeq, a predicted model, not a curated record